Messenger RNA from Sphenostylis stenocarpa, 263 nucleotides. The record is from the annotation of a GenBank genome assembly. Lineage: Eukaryota; Viridiplantae; Streptophyta; Magnoliopsida; Fabales; Fabaceae.
UUAUUGAAGAGUUACUAACAGUUACUGAAGAUUUAUUGAGAGUUACUGAAAAGUUACUAAGAGUUACUAAAGAAAGUCACUUAAAAGUUACUGAAGAGUUACUAAGUGUACUGAAGAGUUACAGAACAGUUACUAAAGAGUUACUAAAAGUUAUUGUGGAGUUACUAAGAGUUACUGAAGAGUCACUGAAGCCCACAAAAAUUGCACCUAUUAAAGAAACUAAAAGAAUUAUUGAAAUUAGUUCAAAUGGAAGAAAAAAAUCU